This is a messenger RNA of Staurois parvus, 358 nucleotides long. The record is from the annotation of a GenBank genome assembly. NCBI's taxonomy places the organism in Eukaryota, Metazoa, Chordata, Amphibia, Anura, Ranidae.
AUGCAGACUUCUUCUACAAACAUUUGUGAAAGACUGUGAAAUAAGUCCAUCUGUGAAAUUUCCUUGCUACUAAAUAUUCCAUGAUCAACUGUUAGUGGUAUUAGAACAAAGUAGAAGCAACUGGGAACAACAGCAGCAACGAAGUGGUAGGCCAUGUAAAAUGACAGAGCAGGGUCAGAGCAUGCUGAAGCGCACAGUGUGCAGAAGUCGCCAACUGUCUGCAGAGUCAAUAGCUAAAGACCUCCAAACUUUGUGUGGCUUUCAGAUUAGCACAACAACAGUAUGCAGAGAGCGUCAUGGAAUGGGUUACAUUGCAUCACCAAGUGCAAUGCAAAGCGUCGGAUACAGUGAUGUAAAG